GAAAACACGAGGGAUACUUUUGGAGUUAAUUUUUUUUUUUCUUUAAAAGUAAGCCAGUUUACCUGGGUUAAACACUCAUAUGAGCUUUUUUUUUAAGUGGUUGAACGGAUGACUUAAAUAAAGUAGCGAAAAAUCAAAUAAAUUAACCAAGCUGCUACUUUCUAGCACACCUCCAUAGCUAACAGCUAACUCCUCCAAACGUAUUUAAUUCGAUUUAAUCAGUAGCCAGCGAUUAUUUCAGACGAAUAAUGUAAACUAUAAUAAGCCAGGAUAGUAAGAAUAACGUUAAUUGUGCUUGUGGUUUGAAUUUAAGCAUGUAUGGCAUGAGCACUGAAGCGCCCGAGAAAGCCGGUGACGAAGGCCCGAGCUCCGGAGGAGGCGCGGGGAGCGGCGGGGGUUCGCGCUUUGACCUGGAGAAGGAGACCGAGUUGCGGUUUGAGGUCGAGGCCGGAGAGCGGGUGCAGCUCGAACUGCUGUCCGGUUUGGCCGAGGUGUUCGGGUCCGAACUGAACCGGAACAAGAAGUACACAUUCGGGCCUGGUUCGAAGAUCGCUGUGUUCACAUGGCAGGGAUGCAGCCUGUCACUCAGCGGCAAGACCGAGGUGGCUUAUGUCUCCAAAGACACGCCUAUGCUGUUGUAUCUGAACACACACGCUGCAUUGGAGCAAAUGAGACGGCAGGCUGAGAGGGAAAACGAGAGAGGGCCGAGGGUCAUGGUGGUGGGGCCGACCGACGUGGGGAAAUCCACAGUAAGUCGUCUGCUGCUGAACUACGCCGUGAGGCUGGGCAGGAGGCCCACGCUUGUGGAGCUGGACGUCGGCCAAAGCAGCGUUUCUGUUCCAGGGACAAUGUCAGCGUUGUACAUUGAGCGUCCAGCAGAUGUCGAGGAAGGCUUCUCCGUCCAGGCUCCUCUAGUCUUCCACUUUGGCUCCACGACACCAGGGACCAAUAUCAAACUCUAUAACAAGCUGACGUCCUGCCUAGCGGAGGUGUUCUCACAGCGCUGUGAGGUGAACCGGAAAGCCAGCGUAGGAGGAUGCAUCAUCAACACGUGCGGCUGGGUGAAGGGUUCAGGAUACCAGGCGCUGGUCCACUGCGCUUCAGCGUUCCAGGUGGACGUGGUGCUGGUCCUCGAUCAGGAACGCCUGUACAACGAGCUCAAACGGGAUCUGCCACACUUUGUCCGCGUGGUGCUGCUACCCAAGUCCGGCGGUGUGGUAGAACGCUCCAAAGACUGCAGACGGGAGACACGUGACGAUAAGAUCCGCGAGUAUUUCUAUGGUUUCCGCAGCACCUCGUUCUACCCACAUGCUUUCGACGUGCGCUUCUCGGAUGUGCGCAUCUACAAGAUCGGAGCGCCCUCCAUUCCGGACUCGUGUCUGCCACUGGGCAUGUCGCAGGAUGACACGCAGCUGAAGCUGGUGCCAGUGAGCCCAGGGCGUGACCUGACCCACCACGUGCUGAGCGUUAGCUGCGUGGAGGACGACGCCGAGGCAGGGGAGAGCCGCAGCAGGGGGAUUUUAGAGAGUCCGGUUUGUGGCUUCAUCGUGGUUACGGCUGUGGACACUCAGGCUCAGGUGAUGACCGUACUCGCUCCAGCACCCAGACCGCUGCCUCGACACACACUCCUCAUCAUGGACAUUCGCUUCAUAGACCUCAAAUGAAGAAGUGGAGGGAAGGGUGGGGACGAGCGG
Molecule: messenger RNA, 1694 nt
Organism: Ictalurus furcatus (blue catfish)
Lineage: Eukaryota; Metazoa; Chordata; Actinopteri; Siluriformes; Ictaluridae
Gene: clp1
Product: cleavage factor polyribonucleotide kinase subunit 1
Exons: 6
Coding region: 315-1664 (449 amino acids)
Biological process (GO): tRNA splicing, via endonucleolytic cleavage and ligation
Cellular component (GO): nucleus; mRNA cleavage factor complex
Molecular function (GO): polynucleotide 5'-hydroxyl-kinase activity
Source: RefSeq, a predicted model, not a curated record